AUGCAUUUGUCAAUGGAUACCUUGGGAAUGGUGAAUGACGGCUGCCUGUCACCAGACAACUACCAUGACAUGGUGAAGGGAGGGGGGUCUAGCGUAGGAGGCCGGGUCCACAGCAUCGAUGUGAUCCUGGGCUUCAGUAAGGACCAGGAACCCCUGCUCACCCCCGUGGGGGAUGUGGGGGCCCAUAAAGUGGACACAGAGGGCCUGGAGUACCAGGGGAAGCAGGUCCAGUCAGACCCAUACGGACAUCUCGCCAGCCUGGGGGACAUCACACAGCACUCUGCCUUCCACGGUCAGUACGAUGGUUGUUAUUGAUUGAUUGGUUCAAUUAAUUAAUUGAUAGAUUGCAUUAUUUAAUUUACAUAUACAGCCACAACACCAAUGUGCAUGCAUUGGUGCAAGCAGUGCAUGUGAGAUGACUUAUGUCAAUUUUUGUUGAUGUGAUAUUGAUGUGAUUCUAAAUAUUGGCACAAUCCCAUAGAGCAGGUCUAGUUUUAAAUUGCAUCAUUGGAUCUGACGUGUCACUAGAGACAAACUAUAAUAGUACAAGGAAAGUGUCAAUGGGGAGUUAAUGAGGAAUGUAUGUUGGUCACAGAUUGAGAAACAACAGUUUGACCAGUAAAGACUUUACAUUUUGUCCAGUAAAAUUAGUAGUCAGAAUGUUUGUUUAGAAUCUUUGAUCCAAGAUCAAAGGCAGUGACACACUGUGCUCGGGUUCUCAUUUUCGGCAAAGAUUCAGAGACUACAGUUUAUCACUGCAGUAAAGCCACAAUAUAUUGUUACUUGUUGUAAUGAGUAUUUUUCAUAACAUGACAUAACAAUUAUCCAUUACUGUAACAUUACAGCAUAUUAACUAAGCCAAUGAUCUGAUGAUAAUCUCAAUUGAUUUUGGAUUCAUUCAUUAACAAGCUCUAAUGGGAUCUACCAUCCAUCCAACUUCACCCAGUUUUCUUAGAAAAUAAGAUCUGGUACUUGGGCGGGUAGAGAAGCCAAGUAACGUCUUUGUGUGGAUUAGAGCUGGCCAGCCCAGGGCACAUGGGGACGCUCAGGUUUAACAGGUGGCAUCUGUCUCCAUGGGAUUACUGGGACAGAGGAAUGCAGUCAAAGACAUUAUGACGUCACCCGCAGAGACUCUCAGUGGAGAGGCCUGCAGCUUUGCAUUGCCUUUAUCCUCUGUUGCAAUAUCCAUCUUAAGUAGCAUGCUAGCUACCUAGAAUGAUGCAAUAUAAUGAACAUGUAUUCUAAGUGGUAUGGAUAUUGGAACUGUGGCUAAAUGCCAUGUGAUUGUGAAUUGUCUACCAUAGAUUAUGCAGAAGUUGCUGUCCAAAGUUGUGAAAUACACUAAUUCACAUCAAACACUAUAUUCACCUUGCACCAUUUCCACCAAAGGGAAACAAACUUUCUAACCACGUGAAAGCAAGACUUAGUAUGCCACAUUUGGUAAACAGAACUGGCACUGCCGGAUGAACCAAAAGGCUCAUGCAAUAGGCAUAUCUAAACAAACACUCCUCUCCUCUUCUACUGUCUUCCUUCAGAAUCAGGCCUUUUCUCCAGUGAUAAGUGUGAUGGGGACCUGGGAGAUCUCCAGAAGGGGAUGGACAGUGACGGGGAGAAGUCCCCGGAACCCCCAGAGGAGGACCACCCCAAGAAGAAGCACCGGCGUAACCGCACCACCUUCACCACCUACCAGCUCCACGAGCUGGAGAGGGCCUUCGAGAAGUCACACUACCCUGAUGUCUACAGCCGGGAGGAGCUGGCCAUGAAGGUCAACCUCCCUGAGGUCCGCGUGCAGGUAUGGAGCCUCUACUUCUACUACUACCAGUACCACUACUACACUUAUUAUAGUGUAUGGAGCCUCCGCCUAUCUAGUACUACUAUUACUCUUAUACAGUCCACUGUAAUUUUGAUAAUAAUGUAAACUUCUACUACUUCUCCUACUACCUAUGUACACUAAUCAUACUGUCCACUUUGAUUAUGAGGAGCUGGAAGCUAUCUAUAACGGAUACUACUACUAAUACUGUACUACACUAAUUAUACUGUCCAUUCUAAUUAUUAUAAUUCUAUAGUAAACUACUACCACUACCACUACUACUACUACGACUACUACAGCAGUCCCAUUCCGUCCAAUGGAUUCUGAUAAUACUACUACCAUUCUGUAAACUACUACUACCACUGCCACUGCCACUGCUGCUACUACUACUACUACUACUUCUACUUCUACUACUACUACUACUACUACUACUACUACUUCUACUACUACACACUCAUCAUACAGCCAGAUCCCCAUAGAAAAAUAGGUUUCUAACCUCAAGGGUUUUGUCCUGGUUAAAUACAAAGGUUGAAUCGAUAAAUACACUGCCCACUCCAAUAAGGAUAAUUCUGUACAGUACUGUUGACUAAUACUAGGCUACUGACUCUUCUACUGUUCACUCUUCUACUGCUCCUCCUACUACUACUUCAAAUACUAUUAUACCUACUAUUAUAAUACACUGUAGUGUACACUACUGAGUGCCUACUGUAGAAUAAUAAUGCUAUAUCAUCUCUGUCCGUGUCCAGGUUUGGUUCCAGAAUCGUCGGGCUAAAUGGCGACGUCAGGAGAAGAUGGACUCUAGCUGCACGAAGCUCUACGACUCUCCCAUGCUGUCCUUCAACCGGCCGCCCAUGUCCUCCAACUUGGGGCCCAUGUCUAACCCCUGGCUGACCUCUCCCAUGAAUAGUGCCACCCCCAUGAACACUAUUCCUGGCUACAUGGGCCCAGGGCAGGGCCCUCACCUCCAGCCUGCCUACCCUAGCCACUCCCACAGCCAAAGCUUCCUCAACAGCCCCCCAACAUAUGGCAUGGUGCACCAGGGGAAGGUACAGGGCAUGCAGUCAAUGGCCCCGUCACCCUACCAGUGUUCUCCCAGCUUCAACGAUAAGUACCCAAUCCAUGAGCAAGUGGAAUGUAGCUCCAGCAUCGCGGUGUUGAGGAUGAAGGCUAAGGAGCAUAUUGAGUCCAUGGAUAAAACCUGGCAGCACAUGUGA
This is a messenger RNA of Coregonus sp. 'balchen', 3024 nucleotides long. Lineage: Eukaryota; Metazoa; Chordata; Actinopteri; Salmoniformes; Salmonidae. The record is from the annotation of a GenBank genome assembly.